AUGUCUGCUUACGGCUUCCUCUUCCUUCUCACUUUCCUUACAAGCCUGAGUCUUUCCGUACAGCAACAACGACCUGAAUACGUGGGUUUUAAUUGUUCAUCAAGAACUUACCUCAAAAACAGCAAAUACUCUUCCAACCUCAAAACCCUUUUGCUCUCUCUUUCUUCCAAGGACAAUCACCUUUUCUCCAAUGGAUUUCAAGGCCUUAAUACGGGAGACGACCAAGACGCGGUUUUCGUGGUUUUCCUCUGCCGCGGAGACUUGUCCCCUGAAACCUGCGGUGACUGCGUCAGCUUUGCCGUCAAUGACACACUGAAUCAGUGUCCAGAUGGCAAAGAGGCUCUGAUUUAUUACUCAGACUGUAUGCUUAGAUACUCCGACCGGGAUAUUCUCGUGCAUCCUCUAAUCAGUAGUGGAAAGUUGUUGGUAAACGAUUUGCGUGUUGCGGCAAACCUAUCAGGUCGGUUCAACAAGGUACUCUUAUCUCUGUUGAACGAUGCUGCGGAGGAGGCUGCUUCUAGUCCAAGAAAGUUUGCGGCUAAGAAGGCCAACUUCACGUCGUCUCAAAAUGUUUAUGUAGUGGCUCAGUGCACGCCUGAUCUUAGAAAAGAGAACUGUUCAAGCUGUCUGCAACGAAGUAUCAGUCAAUUGCCACGUGACAGAAUCGGAGGUAGGCUUCUUUGGCCGAGUUGUAACUUAAGGUACGAGCUUUACCUUUUCUACAAUCAAACCCUUAACGCAACUCUUCCAGUGCCUCUUCCUCCUCCUCUGCAGCAGCAUGGAAAAGGCAGAAAGUCCACACUGAUAGUCAUAGCAACUGUGGUGCCACUAGCUGUCUCUGUUCUGCUUUUCAUAGCUUGUUAUUGUUUUCUCGCAAAGAGAGCAAAGAGAGGGAAGAAGACAUACGAAACAGCAGCUGCAAAUGAUGAUGAGGAUGAUAUUACAACUGCUGGAUCACUGCAAUUUGAUUUAAAAGCCAUUGAAGCUGCAACGGAUAAGUUUUCAGAGAGUAACAAACUCGGUCAAGGUGGUUUCGGAGAAGUUUACAAGGGCACAUUUCCUAACGGAUUACAAGUUGCGGUGAAGAGACUAUCGAAAACAUCAGGACAAGGAGAAAGAGAGUUUAAGAAUGAGGUCAUUGUUGUGGCAAAGCUUCAGCACAGAAAUCUGGUCAGGCUUCUUGGAUUUUGUUUGGAAAGAGAAGAGAAGAUACUUGUCUACGAGUUUGUGCCAAACAAAAGCCUUGAUUACUUCCUCUUUGACUCUAUGUUGAAAAGUCAAUUGGACUGGACAAGACGGUACCAAAUCAUUGGAGGAAUUGCUAGAGGGAUUCUUUAUCUCCAUCAAGAUUCACGACUCACAAUCAUCCAUCGUGAUCUUAAAGCGAGUAACAUCCUCUUGGAUACUAAUAUGAGCCCUAAAGUUGCAGAUUUUGGGAUGGCGAGAAUUUUUGGAAUGGACCAAACGGAAGCCAAUACAAGAAGAAUAGUUGGAACCUAUGGCUAUAUGUCUCCAGAGUAUGCGAUGUAUGGCCAAUUCUCCACAAAAUCUGAUGUCUACAGCUUUGGUGUCUUAGUUCUUGAAAUCAUAGGUGGGAAAAAGAACAAUACUCUCUAUCAAAUGGAUGGUAGUGCUGGAAAUUUGAUUACAUAUAGUUGGAGUCUAUGGAGCAACGGGUCCCCGUUAGAGCUCGUGGAUCCGUCUUUCCAAGAUAACUAUCAAACAAAAGAAAUUACCAGAUGCAUCCAUAUCGCUUUGCUAUGUGUUCAAGAAGAAGCUGACGAUCGUCCAACCAUGUCAGCCAUCCUCCAGAUGCUCACUACUAGCUCAAUCCCUCUUGCUGUUCCUCGAAAACCUGGAUUUUUCUUCAAGAAUAGAUAUGGACAAGUAGAAGAAGCAGGACCAUCUAUGGAUUCUUCUGCUCUCUGUUCUGUCGAUGAUGCAACCAUUACUCAUGUAGUUCCUCGUUGA
Molecule: messenger RNA, 1971 nt
Organism: Microthlaspi erraticum
Lineage: Eukaryota; Viridiplantae; Streptophyta; Magnoliopsida; Brassicales; Brassicaceae
Source: the annotation of a GenBank genome assembly